GCGGACCCCUCGGCUCCGCGAUCGGGGAGCGACGGGAGCAUGGAGCGGCCGGAGAGGAGCGCAGAGGCCCCGCAGGAGGCCGCCCCCCUGCUUCCCCGGCCGCCUCUGCCCCCCAGCUCCGGGCUGUGCUCGGCGCGCUGCGCCCUGGCCCUGCUGGCUCACGGCUCCCUGCUCGUGGCGUAUGCACUGCGGGCCACCCUCAGCAUAGCCAUCAUCGCCAUCACCGGCGGCAGCUCCCCGACCGGCAACCGCAGUGCUCCCGGCCCGCGGCUGCCUCAGGCCCCCGUGUACAACUGGAGUGCUGAGACCCAAGGGAUCGUCCUCAGCUCCUUCUUCUAUGGCUACAGCCUCACGCAGGCGUUGGGCGGGUACUGUGCAGGGCUCUUUGGAGGGAAACUCAUCCUGGGCAGUGGGCUCCUGCUCUCCUCUGCCCUCACCCUCCUCGUGCCACGAGCUGCGGAGCUUGGCGUGGGCUUCCUCGUGGGGCUGCAGGCGCUGCUGGGCUUGGCUCAGGGGGUGAUAUUUCCAGCUCAGUACACGCUCUGGGCAAAGUGGGCCCCUCCGCUGGAACGCAGCAGGCUCAUGAAUAUCGCUGAUGCUGGAUGCACUUUUGGAACUUUCUCUGCUCUUCUUGUGGCUGGAUUCAUCUGCCAGAGCCUGGGUUGGCCUCUUGUCUUCUACAUCUUUGGUGGCGUGGGUUGUGCCUGGUGCCUCUGUUGGUUCCUCCUUGUGUACGAGGACCCCGCGUGUCACCCGUGGAUUAGUCCCAGGGAGCGGGAGUACAUCGUGUCAUCGCUGGCUCACCAGGGCAGCUCUCAUGGCCACUCCCUCCCACUCGGGGCCAUGGCCAAGUCGCUGCCUCUUUGGGCGAUUGCCAUUGCCUGCUUCUGCACAGACUGGUUGUUCUACAUGCUGCUCACCUCCAUGCCCACGUUCAUGAGCAAUGUCCUCCACUUCGACCUCAGAGAGAAUGGGCUCCUCUCCUCCCUGCCCUACAUUGGGAAUGGGCUGGGGCACAUCCUGGCUGGGCUGCUGGCAGAUUUCCUCCUGGCCCAGCGAGUGCUUGGAACAGCAGCUGUCAGGAAGCUCUUCUCAGCGCUGGGGAUGCUGCUCCCCUCCGUCUUCCUGGUGGUUGUGCCUUACAUCGGCUGCAGUUCCACAGCUGCUGUGGUCCUUCUAACGCUGGCAUUGACGAUAAUAAGCAUGACAGGGGCAGGCAUCAACAUUAACCACAUCGAUAUAGCUCCCAGAUACGCAGGGUUCCUGCUAGGAGUCACAAAUACCGUUGGCAUAGUCUCAGGAAUUAUUGCACCUACUGCAGUUGGACUUCUCAUCAGCCAGGAUCUCCAGGCUGGCUGGAGGGACGCCUUCUUCAUGGCUGCAGCCCUCAACGUGUUCGGCAUCAUCUUCUAUACAGCCUUUGGCAGCGGGACCGUCCAGGACUGGGCUCGAGAGGAGCCCGCUGAGCCAUGACA
Messenger RNA from Oxyura jamaicensis (ruddy duck), 1475 nucleotides. RefSeq names its product sodium-dependent phosphate transport protein 3-like. The transcript is spliced from 11 exons. The record is from RefSeq and is a predicted model, not a curated record. Lineage: Eukaryota; Metazoa; Chordata; Aves; Anseriformes; Anatidae. Gene Ontology annotation, molecular function: transmembrane transporter activity. Gene Ontology annotation, biological process: transmembrane transport; monoatomic anion transport. The coding region runs from base 40 to 1473 and encodes 477 amino acids.